AUGAUUUUGAAUCAUUUAUUUGUUCUGUUUUUGAUGCUCCUUUUGACAAAGGUUUCUUUGCCUCGGAUUGUAUUUGUUCCCAAACGUCUGGAUUUAGAUUGGCCCCAAAACUGUGGUGUUGCAUACUUCCAACCAAACAUAUUUGCAAAGGUUAUUGCAGGCAAUGAAGCAAGGCCUCAUUCUUGGCCCUGGCAAGUUUCUUUACAGGUGCGCUCCACACCAAGUGACAAAUUUGUUCAUGUCUGCGGGGGCACCCUCAUUCACAAACACUGGGUUCUCACUGCGGCCCACUGCUUCCAGAAGGGACAGUCAGAAGAUGUCACCAACUGGCGAAUUCUUCUGGGCAAGCAUAAUCUUCACCACCCUGAAUCCACAGAGAGAAGCUACCGGGUGAAGCGAAUUUAUCGGCACGAACGUUUCCACUACCCUCAACUAAAUGAGCUGGAGUACGACAUUGCUUUGGUCAAGCCGGUGGGAGACAUGACGGCCAACAGGUUCAUCCAUUAUGCCUGCCUGCCAAAGAGAGAGAGCUUUCUACGUCCAGGACACUCAUGCUGGGUGACCGGCUGGGGGGUCACAAGAGGUGGGAAAGAAAACUUCGCCCUGUCUGAGGUUUUGAACCAGGUCCAGUUACCAGUCAUAGAUUUCCACACAUGCCAUCUGAAGAAAUUCUGGGGAGGCAAAGUCCAAUCAUCGAUGCUCUGUGCUGGAUUGAAAGACACUGCAGGAUCUCCUGCUGCCUGCCAGGGAGACUCAGGUGGCCCACUUCUUUGCCAGAUUGGGAGAGAUACAUGGGAAGUCCAUGGAGUUGUUAGCUUUGGACCAGUUGGAUGCCAGGUGCAGAACAAACCUACGGUCUUUACUAGGACAUCUGCAUACAUGCCAUGGAUUGAAGCUAUCAGGAUGCAGGACCUUUUUUUUGUAAAGACAAGGAGAGCUCAGAAAUAUCAAUAA
This is a messenger RNA of Elgaria multicarinata webbii, 954 nucleotides long. RefSeq names its product elastase-1-like. The record is from RefSeq and is a predicted model, not a curated record. Gene Ontology annotation, biological process: proteolysis. Bases 1 to 954 code for a protein of 317 amino acids. Gene Ontology annotation, molecular function: serine-type endopeptidase activity. The transcript is spliced from 6 exons. NCBI's taxonomy places the organism in Eukaryota, Metazoa, Chordata, Lepidosauria, Squamata, Anguidae.